AUGAGAAGUACUUACACUACUGAGCGAAUUCCCUAUGAACUAGAGAAAGAUCGCUCUCGAGCUUACUUUUCUCCGGCCGGUAUGCGUAAAGCUAUGCUUAAGCCGGGUGUUCAUAUUAAAGUGAUAAAAGGAGAUAAAGAAACGAUUUUGAAAGCGGCUCCGAAGUUUGAUGGUGAUGAUUUGGCUAUUUAUUUACCGGCGGAAGAGUUGGUGGCUCUAGGAGUUAGUUCGGGUGAAUCGGUUGGGGUAGAAAGUGCUAAGCUGGACUUAGUGGUGGCUGAAAGUGUGAAGGUUCGGUUUGUAGCUAUUAAGAAGACUGUGGAGGCACUAGCUAGUGUUCGCAUGGUUUUGGAAGAUAAGAAGGCGGUGCGCACGGGAGAAGUAAUUAAUGGCGGGCGAGUGGAUACCGGUGUGACUGGUGGGUUUGUGCAGGUUACUGAGCAGACUCGGGUAGAGAUUGUAGCUGAGAAUCGGGGGGUGGUGGCUGCAGUUGGAUUGGGGAGAGAGAUUGAAAGUAUUUGCCGAAUAGUUAGAACAGCACAUGCUGGUAAAGAAGGUGCACCUCGAGGGGUGGUGGUUGUUGGUGGAGUUGGGAUGGGUAAGAAGACUUUUUGUCGGGUCGUGUUGGAUCGUUUGGGCCGAGACUGGGUGCGAGUGCGGGUGGUAGGUAAUGAUGCGCGAGAACUAGUUGAGGCGUAUGCUUAUGCCAAACUGAAUGAGCCGUGCACGCUCUGGAUUGAUCGGGCUGAUCGGUACUUUAGUGAAGAGAAACUUGGCGCGCCCGUAGUGGAGAUAGAAAGUAUGCUGGAGGAUAUUCACUUGCACCAAAGAAGAAUUGCCGUGGUGGCAACGGCCAAAACGGUGGCGAGUUUACCGGAAGAGUUAUUGGGGGCGCGUGUGUUCGAUACGGUUGUACAUUUGGCCGCACCGAGUUUAGGACAGCGCCAGGAGCAGAUAGUUCAGGCGGUGGCUGAGCACCAGAAAGAGCAUGGAUGUGUCUGUCCGGAGGAACUGAUUGUGUGUGUAGCCCAGAGAACAGCUGGAUUUUCGCGUGGAGAGCUACACCAGCUCUUGCGAGACUCGUUGGAUGUACCUUUGUCCUCAUUAGCGGGUAGUAGUGAGCAUCAAGUGGCUAUACUUGGUGGUCAGCUAGAAUCUAUGCAUAUCUCAACCGCAUCCUCGGCUGUAUCGGCAUCUGUGUCUUCUAAUUCUAGUAGUGCCGAUUUGGGUUUGGGGUGUAUGAAGCAUCUUUUGUCCCAAAUAGUUAGAAUUGUUCCUAGUGCCUCUAAUGAAAGUUCAGCCGAAGUACCAGAUGUAAGAUUUAGUUCGGUCUUUGGUCAGACUAAAGCCAAGGCUAAGCUGACUGAGGCUGUGCUUUGGCCGAUUCAGCACCAGGCGUUGUUUGAGGAGGAAGGAGUUGUACCGCCUAAGGGCGUAUUGCUUUAUGGCCCGCCGGGUUGUGGGAAGACUUUGUUGGCGCAGGCGUUGGCUAAUGAGAGCGGAGCAGUCUUUUUGUCCAUUCGUGGUCCGGAAAUUAUGGGCAAGUAUGUUGGGGAGAGUGAAGAGCGGCUGCGGCGUGUUUUUGCUCGGGCUAGAGCUUUAACUCCCUCGAUUGUCUUUAUUGAUGAAAUUGAUUCGAUCGCACCGCAUCGAGAGGCCGAGGGUGGCCAAGUGGAUAAGCGCGUUGUUUCUACUUUGCUAACGGAAAUGGAUGGGGUUGGCAGUGGCGCAGGAGUUUUUGUAUUAGGGGCUACCAACAAGCCAUGGAGUAUUGAUAGUGCCUUGCUGCGUCCCGGGCGGUUUGAUCACCACGUCCUAGUGGACAUUCCUGAUCUAUCCACGCGAACCCAGCUUCUGAGCAGUAAAUUAGAUAAGAUAUGCCUUGGAAUAAGGAAGUGGGCGAAAAGCACAGAGGACCUAGCUGAAAGCAGGAAAGAGCUACAAGAAUUCCUUUUAAAGCAUACUUCGGUCUUUACUGGGGCUGAACUAGUUGGUCUGUGUAACGAACUUUCUAUGCAGAUCAUUCGCAUGCGGCUGGACAGUCGAGGAUAUACGCCCAAUGAGAUUAUUGAACAACUCAAAGCCACGGCUAGCCACAUUCACUCCCGCAUUACGCCGCAAGAGCAUGAUCUUUUUGUGCACUACGAGCAGGCAUCAUCUCGUCAAUAA
This is a messenger RNA of Nematocida homosporus, 2169 nucleotides long. RefSeq lists its product as uncharacterized. The coding region runs from base 1 to 2169 and encodes 722 amino acids. The transcript has a single exon. The record is from RefSeq and is a predicted model, not a curated record. Gene Ontology annotation, cellular component: cytoplasm. NCBI's taxonomy places the organism in Eukaryota, Fungi, Microsporidia. Gene Ontology annotation, molecular function: ATP binding; ATP hydrolysis activity.